Messenger RNA from Sardina pilchardus (European sardine), 2048 nucleotides. RefSeq names its product DnaJ heat shock protein family (Hsp40) member A2a (gene dnaja2a). The record is from RefSeq and is a predicted model, not a curated record. Bases 78 to 1313 code for a protein of 411 amino acids. Lineage: Eukaryota; Metazoa; Chordata; Actinopteri; Clupeiformes; Clupeidae. Gene Ontology annotation, biological process: response to heat; protein refolding. Gene Ontology annotation, molecular function: ATP binding; Hsp70 protein binding. The transcript is spliced from 9 exons. Gene Ontology annotation, cellular component: cytosol; cytoplasm.
CAUGCGUAUGACGUUUCACACCGGUUCCUCUUUCUCUCUCCGCUUCCUUCACAGAAGGUCCUUCGUCAAACCUCACCAUGGCGAACGUAGCUGAUACUAAAUUAUACGACAUUCUUGGAGUAUCGCCUACGGCAACAGAAAAUGAAUUGAAAAAGGCAUACCGGAAAUUGGCGAAAGAAUAUCAUCCUGACAAGAACCCCAACGCUGGAGACAAGUUCAAGGAGAUCAGCUUUGCCUAUGAAGUGUUGACUAACCCCGAGAAGAAGGAGCUGUAUGACCGUUAUGGGGAGCAAGGCCUACGGGAAGGGGGUGGGGGAGGCGGCGGCAUGGACGAUAUCUUCUCCCACAUUUUUGGAGGAGGCCUUUUUGGGUUCAUGGGUGGCCAGGGUCGUCGUAACGGAGGCCGGAGGAGAGGAGAGGAUAUGGUGCACCCUCUUAAGGUGUCCCUUGAAGACCUCUACAAUGGGAAAACAACCAAACUACAGUUGAGCAAGAAUGUCUUGUGUGCAACUUGCCAUGGCCAGGGCGGCAAGACCGGCGCGGUCCAGAAGUGUACUGCCUGCAGGGGGCGAGGCAUGCGCAUCAUGAUCAGACAGCUGGCUCCUGGGAUGGUCCAACAGAUGCAGUCCGUCUGCACUGACUGUAACGGCGAAGGUGAGGUGAUCAGUGAGAAGGACCGCUGUAAAAAAUGUGAAGGCAAGAAGGUGGUGAAGGAGGUGAAGAUCCUGGAGGUCCAUGUGGACAAAGGCAUGAAGCACGGGCAGAAGAUCACCUUCGGAGGAGAGGCAGACCAGGCACCUGGAGUGGAGCCGGGAGACAUCGUUCUCGUCCUGCAGGAGAAAGAACACGAGACCUACAAGAGAGACGGCAGCGACAUACACAUGGUUCACAAGAUUGGUUUAGUUGAAGCACUUUGCGGAUUCCAGUUUACACUGAAACAUCUAGAUGCCAGACAGAUUGUGGUGAAGUACCCUGCUGGAAAAGUUAUUGAGCCAGGCUCCAUCAGGGUGGUGAGGGGAGAGGGCAUGCCACAGUACCGCAACCCCUUUGAGAAGGGAGAUCUCUACAUCAAGUUCGAUGUGCAGUUCCCCGAGAACAACUGGAUCAGCCCAGAGAAGCUGACGGAGCUGGAGGAUCUGCUCCCUACCAGAGCUGACCCGCCGGUCAUCUCGGCCGAUGCCGAGGAGGUCGACCUACAGGACUACGACAACAGCCAGAGCUCGUCUGGCGGCCACCGCCGCGAAGCCUAUAACGACAGCUCCGACGAGGAGGGCGGCCAUCACGGCCCCGGUGUCCAGUGUGCCCACCAGUAGGACUGCCCAUCCCGGCACAACUCGGGGCCCAGCUUGGCACCAGGAGCGGGGAAGAUGGGGAAGCAAUGUACCAGUUGCACAACAAAUUGAAAGGGCGUGGUUCUGAUCUGAUCAGGGGUUUGCCUUAAACACGAAAUGACGCAUCCUUCUGCCCCCCCCUUACCUUCCCCACUCAAACACCCACCUGUAGUAAACGCACAGCCCAAAUAUCCCCUGUCCCUAUGCCCCCCCAUCUCACAUCGUUCCCACAUGUACUCAGCACAUCUAGAGGCAACCCCCCCCCCAAACACACACAAAGGAUACAAAGGUCAUUUCUCUCUGGCGUGGCGUGUUACUCUCAUCCUUUGUUGUCAUAGUAUUUACGCAAGUUCAUUUAAACUAACCACAAAUGCAGUUUCGUGCUGGGACAUUUUUUGACCUCUCCAGAGAUUCUGUGGCUAACGAGAGAAACCCAGAAGAAAAAAAAAGAGUAAAGACGUCCUUCAAAAACAUCAUGGGACUCACACCAUCACAUUUUUAGGUUUGUUUGUAUGUAUCUGUGCUUGAUUUUUACCACUUUAUUUUCUUUGUAGAUUUUUACUUUUCUUUUUUUUUUUUCUUUCUAUUUUAUUUUAAAAGAUUGGAACCGAAGACAAUGUGUAUAAAAUUGAAGUGAUUGUCAUUAAGCUUUGUAUCAGCUGCUGUCAUGCAGAGCAAUGUGAUUUAUAAACUAGAAAUAAAAUUCAGUCGCCUGUA